CACACCAGCAGAUAUACUCUCCCUGCGCAUGCGCCCAUUGUUCGGGUUUCCAGUUGACUGUAAUGUGUGCUUCUAAAGGGUGUGUUGUCGUUUAGCCACAUCGCGGUGUGUUUCUUUAUGCUCGUGUACUCGGAGCUCAUCGCCUGCCGUCCAUGCAUCGCAAAGAGAAGCUGUAGCUACCGUACAGCCGGAGGCAACGGACUAUGUCUGCAAAUAAAACAAAGAAAGUCAAAAUGGCUACGAAAUCCUGUCCUGAAUGCGACCAACAGAUUCCAGUUGCGUGCAAGUCCUGUCCAUGUGGUUAUGUGUUUAUUAGCAGAAAACUUCUAAAUGCCAAAUUAAACGAGCGCUCUUCUCCAGCUAUAGCAGACAAGCUGGACUUUAAGCGGAGGAGAACAGAACGCAUUCGCAGAGAAAGGAUAGACUCUUCUUUAACCAGUGACAUGGAGAACAGGAGAAGAUCCCGAGCCAACAGCCAAUCAGAUCCCAUUCGAAGGGGACGGGGCAGACCAAAAACAGUGGGACUGAAGAAACAGGAAGAGGAGAAAGAGAAACAAGAGAAGGAAGUGGAUAUUUAUGCCAGUCUUUCGGAUGAGAAGGCCUUUGUCUUUUCUGUGGCCUUGGCUGAGAUCAACCGCAAAAUCUUGGGUCAAAGACUCAUCUUAUAGAUGAAGGCAGAAAUAACUGCGAACCCUGACACAGAACGUAUCGUAGAACAACAGCAAGGGGAGGACCAAAGAGGGCAGAACUGUCUGGAGCAGGACUUUGAUCGGGAUGAUGGGAUGAGAUCCAGACAGCUGCUGAAGCUUGAGACUGAAGUGGACUGAAGUCCUGUCAUUGGGAGGACACAGCUCUCCAGCACCUUGUAGUACACACCCACCACAGACAACAUCCUCAAUUGACAAUAGCUUCACGUUAAUUUAAGGGACCAAGAUAUUUUUGUAGCUGCGUGCUUUCCUACAAACUGAAGAUGCAAUAAAGAUCUUUUUAUUUUAUUUCCAUUGUUAAGUGAUCUGUAAGUAAUGUUGAGCACGUAGUGCACCCUAUGCACACGCCAUGUAUUUAUGAGUUACUUUUAUGGACUAUGGCAAAUGGUCUUAUUUAAGAUGAAUUUCACCUGAAUUAAACUAGAUAACAUUUGCAAUCGACUAAAGACGGUAUCCAGCUUUCCUAGAUUGAUGAAGGCAGUCAGAAAAAUGUUGCUCAGAGGUAGUGCUCAUGUAGUAAAUAUGUUCUCUUUUAAAAUAAAAGGAAUUUUAUCAA
Molecule: messenger RNA, 1263 nt
Organism: Cyclopterus lumpus (lumpfish)
Lineage: Eukaryota; Metazoa; Chordata; Actinopteri; Perciformes; Cyclopteridae
Gene: hdip1
Product: chromosome 3 C16orf87 homolog
Exons: 4
Coding region: 204-668 (154 amino acids)
Source: RefSeq, a predicted model, not a curated record